UCUAAUGCAGCUUCCUGUAGCUGUGCCUGUCUUUGUGAUUUGAUCGCUAUUCGCUAGUGUAAGUGUAGUCAUAGUUGUUGUUAUACGGAACAAACUGCUGCUGUCUCAGCACUUAAUACCGUGGUUUCAUGCAGGUCUUAGUGUUACAGAAUAUCACUGACUAUGAACAAGAUGAAGAAGAAGCUGCCUGAGCAGAUCCUGAAUCACAUCCUGGAGAUUCUCUACCUGCUGACGGGAGAGCGUGUGACUAACUCACUGACAGCGAGUGACAUGACCGGGGACAAGAUGACGACAGAGAGGAUACUGACCCACACCCUGCAGAUCAUGUACCUGCUGACAGGAGAGUGCUGUGUGUUUCAGGUGCCUAUAAAGCGUGAUGAUGUUGCUGUGUAUUUCUCUAUGGAGGAGUGGGAGUAUAUAGAGGGACACAAGGAGCUUUACAAGGACGUCAUGAUGGAGACUCACCAAGCAUUAAGGACUAUGGAGAUCCCAGGAAAUGAGAGCUCAGGUGAAAAUGAUGUUAAGAUUUCAUGUAACACGGAACAAACAGAAGAUCAGUGGCAAAGAAAUAUGCCAGAUGCUGCAGAGCAGGAAAUAUGUGACAAUAUAAGUACAGGUGAAUUCACAAACUGCAAUAAUCCUAGUCAUGAUCAGAGUGCAGAUGCUUCUUUACAUCUUCAAAAUCAAAGAAGCCACGUGGGAAAUUUAUGUUCUGACUGUGGGAAAUGUUUUCUUAAGAAAUCACAUCUUCUUAAACAUCUAAAAAUUCAUAGAGGAGAAAAUCCAUUUUCCUGUCCUAUAUGCGGGAAAUUUUUUAACCAUAAAAGAAAUCUUGUUGCUCAUCAGAAAAUUCAUACAGGAGAAAAAGGAUUUUCAUGUUCUAACUGUGGGAAAUGUUUUAAUCAGAAAUCAAAUCUUAUUACGCAUCAGAAAAUUCAUACUGGGGAGAAAGGAUUUUUAUGUUCUGACUGUGGAAAAUGUUUUAACCAGAAAACUCAUCUUCUUAGCCAUCAGAAAAUUCAUAUAGGGGAGAAAGGAUUUUUAUGUUCUGACUGUGGGAAAUGUUUUACUCACAAAUCAAAUCUUAUUAGGCAUCAGAAAAUUCAUACAGGGGAGAAAGCAUUUUCAUGUUCUGACUGUGGAAAAUGUUUUGCUCUGAAAUCAACUCUUCUUAGCCAUCUGAAAAUCCAUACAGGGGAGAAAGGAUUUUCAUGUUCUAAAUGUGGGAAAUGUUUUACUCAGAAAACUCUUAUUAGGCAUCAGAAAACUCAUAUUAAAAUAAAUUAGAAUUUAACCUCCUAA
Molecule: messenger RNA, 1302 nt
Organism: Bombina bombina (fire-bellied toad)
Lineage: Eukaryota; Metazoa; Chordata; Amphibia; Anura; Bombinatoridae
Product: gastrula zinc finger protein XlCGF8.2DB
Exons: 6
Coding region: 163-1287 (374 amino acids)
Biological process (GO): regulation of transcription by RNA polymerase II
Molecular function (GO): DNA-binding transcription factor activity; RNA polymerase II cis-regulatory region sequence-specific DNA binding
Source: RefSeq, a predicted model, not a curated record